This is a messenger RNA of Elgaria multicarinata webbii, 912 nucleotides long. Its product is annotated as olfactory receptor 10D3-like. The transcript has a single exon. NCBI's taxonomy places the organism in Eukaryota, Metazoa, Chordata, Lepidosauria, Squamata, Anguidae. The coding region runs from base 1 to 912 and encodes 303 amino acids. Gene Ontology annotation, cellular component: membrane. Gene Ontology annotation, biological process: G protein-coupled receptor signaling pathway. Gene Ontology annotation, molecular function: G protein-coupled receptor activity; olfactory receptor activity. The record is from RefSeq and is a predicted model, not a curated record.
AUGCCCAACCACACAGUGAUCCUGGAAUUCAUUCUCCUUGGAAUCCCCCACACCGAAGGCCUCCAUAAUAUCCUGUUCGCCGUCUUUUUAUCCUUCUACCUUGUCACUUUGCUCGGCAACAUACUCAUCCUGUCUGCAAUCCUUUCUGAUGCUCGCCUCCAUACGCCCAUGUACUGGUUCCUCUGCAACCUCUCUGUGGUCGAUCUCGGCUUCUCCUCCAUCAGCACUCCAAAGUUCCUGGCCAACCUCUGGGCAGGGAGCAGAACCAUCUCCUUGGGCGGUUGCAUGUGCCAAGUGUUCUUCUACCACUUCCUGGGCAGCACCGAGUGCCUCCUCUACACUGUCAUGGCCUACGAUCGCUAUGCCGCCAUCUGCCACCCCUUGAGGUACACUGUCAUAAUGAACCGGAAAGUAUGCACCCUUUUGGCCGCUGGCGCGUGGUUCACCAGUUCGUUCCAUGCCACCAUCUUGACCAGUCUGACCUUCACGUUGCCUUACUGCGGGUCCAACAAGGUGGACUAUUUCUUGUGCGACAUUUUCCCCGUGGUCAAGUUGGCAUGCGCAGACACGUACGUGAUAGAGACGGUGAGCUUCACCAACAUCGGUGUGGUGCCCAUGGCUUGCUUCUUCCUCAUUCUCACAUCCUACAUUAGAAUUGCCAUCUCCGUACUGAGGAUGCGCUCGGCAGAAAGCCGGCGCAAGGCGGCGUCCACUUGUGCAUCGCAUUUGACAGUGGUUUGCUUCUUUUUUGGACCUUGCGCCCUUCUCUACACCCAGCCGUCCCUGAGCGAUGUGCUAGCCACACCGAUCCAAAUUUUCUGCAAUGUCGUCACCCCGAUGUUGAACCCUGUCAUCUACACUUUGCGGAACAAGGAGGUUCAGGCAGCAUUCAGAAAGAUGCAAGGUGGUUAG